Molecule: messenger RNA, 2916 nt
Organism: Schistocerca gregaria
Lineage: Eukaryota; Metazoa; Arthropoda; Insecta; Orthoptera; Acrididae
Product: ankyrin repeat domain-containing protein 27-like
Exons: 12
Coding region: 152-1561 (469 amino acids)
Biological process (GO): early endosome to late endosome transport
Cellular component (GO): tubular endosome; early endosome; plasma membrane
Molecular function (GO): SNARE binding; guanyl-nucleotide exchange factor activity
Source: RefSeq, a predicted model, not a curated record
UUUGUUGGCUGCAGUGACAUGUCCAUACAGCAGCUGUUUCAAGGUGGUAAGAAGUUGUUGACAGGGUAACGGAAAGAAAGAGUAUGUAGUGAGUGAUGCCGCAGUGAUAAGCGGAGUCUGAAGUCGACAUGAUUUUCAUCGAAAGGGAUUUAUGAACAAGAAAAUGUCGCCAGAUGAGAUAGAAUACAAUGUUUUUUACCAUCUACUUCAGACGAAGUAUAGGAAGAAGUAUGAGCCAGCAAUUAGCAAAUGUUGUAUGAUAUGUAUUCCCUGCUCUGCUGCCCUAAGGGGAGUUGAAAUCACAGAUGAAUUUGUCGAUAUGCACAUUCUUCAACCAGUUUCUCGCACAGCUAGUAACUUUAUUAGUGGCAGUGGAGUAAAAAAAUAUCGCUAUGAGCUUAAGGGAAGCCUGCUGACUCUCAUAGCUUCUCCAAUGAAACUUCCUGAGGAAUACGUAAUCAAAGUGUUAUCUGUAGAGACAGGUUAUAAUAAGGAAUACCAGCAAUACAAAAUACUAAUCACUGACAAACCUCUGAGCCCCGAGUUUAAAUCAAAGCCUCCUGGAGAUGAUAUGCCACAUCUUGAAAUGAAAAUCACCUGUUUGAAUGAUGCAACCCAAUUCCUGUCUCGAGCAUUCAGCCUGCAUGGAAAUUUACUUCUCUCUUUAGACACAGAUCUCCAGAAUCUUGCUGCAUCUCCACCUCCAGCUGAUGACAUUGUGGGUUUACAAGGGAAGAUUCGCAACCUGCUAAAUGUGCAUUGGGUUAGCUUGCUCAAAACCCAUCCCUUAGAGUGCCAGAGGGAUGCACGUUUUCAGGUGCAGCUAUCAGCUGCACUAGAAAUCUACAUGGUGAACCAGCUGCAUAGUUUGGUUUUCCCAGCUCUGUGCGCACUAUACAAGGAAGAAGAUGCUGAAAUUUACAUGCAUCUGCAAAAGCUGUCUAACCAUGGUGUGACACCUGAUCAGCUGGGAGCUCCAGUUGAUUUAGCUGUUCCUUUGCCAGCUGCAGUGGUAGAAUUAGCAUCUCUAGAUGCACAUGAAUGUCCUGCUAAUAAGUUGGGCUGUCUUAGAGCCACUAUGGAGCUAAUGAUGGCUGAACUGAAAGGUGCCAUUGUUGAUGCUCACAGUGAAGUUGCAGAAGAAGGCCAACUUCCUGCACUAACAUCUGAUGAUACGCUACCAUUGCUGAUGUCAGUCAUCAUUCAAGCUAAACCGUUACAUAUGGCCUCAAACCUUUUCUACAUGGAGAAUUUCCAGUGGACUUUGUCCCCAAAUGAUGUUAACAGCUACUGCCUUGUGACAUUCAAAGCAGCUGUACAAGAAUUGAUAUCACUUGAUCCUGCUGCCCUACAGCCCCGAAGUGAAAAAGUUGUUCGUGAAAUGGGCCUUGAAGAUUUGUUCAAGGUUACCAGUGAAAUUGAUAGCAAUAAUCGCCAUAAAGAUGUAAAAACCAGUGGCCCUGUGUCACCAUUGGAUAGGCAACGUGAGCGUGUGACUGCUAUGAUUGAAGCUUCAACCAGAGAACUACGAGAAAUUAUGCCAUCGUCAGGGUCAUGCUGAAGUCGCAUUAUGGUUAUAAACUUAUCAGAAAUGAUGAUCAAGUUUUGUUAAAAACUGAGGUAGUCUGUAUUGUCAUCCCGUCCAAGAAUAUAAACAUUUCGAAUUGCAUAGCAUAGUUGUAUUGUUCAACAUUUUCUUUUUAUGAUUUAUAUUAUGUACAAUAUAAGAAAUCUGCGCAGGGAACAUUUUUCUAGUCCAUUAGCAGUAAGCUGAGAUAUUACUUAAUGUUGGCUCAUAAAUAUAGUCUAGCUGCCUUACUAAGAUGUGAUUUAAAAUACUUUUCAUGCAGAUUGGUGUGUGAGAAAGGAAAUAUAGAACUAAACAAUAUCAUGCAAACGUUAGUCUUCACUUUUAGAAAGCAGUGGUAGUGACACACACAGGAAUUCCUGCUUGGAAUUAUCGUCCCUUCUGGGGUUCAUAUAUUAUUAAGUCAUACAUAGAAGUGACUUUGUUGUAUGUAAAGAAAUCUUAAUGCUAAAGAAUAUUGAUGGAAAGUAAUUUUAGUAAAGUCUGUUGCUAUGAUUAUGACAGCAGAUAUAUUUUCUACAAUAACUGUGUUACAAACAAACAAAAGGCUACUGAAUGAUCAUUUAUAUUUCCAGUUUCAAGUUCACAUAAUUAUUAUUAGUUUUGUUUUCCAUGUUCAUUUUCUCAUAUCCUCAUAUGCUGUUGCACCUAUAAGAUAGGUGCAGUUAAGUGAAAUUAUUGUAUGCACUAAUGUCAGUGUUUUGCAGCUUAAUUGAACUGAAAAAGAUGAGAAAAUAAUUAAAUUUAACUGAAGUGACACUGAUGUUAAAAAGUCUUAGAUUUUGUAUUUUAUUGUAUUUGAACAUUUAUAAAGUGGCAUUUCAUUCAGUAAUUUAAAUUUUACAUUGCAUGCCCUUUACUAUUCAUCAUCAUGACAUUUCCCUUCGAUCAGUUAUUUUAAAGGCUGUGAGCUAUUGCUGUAGUAUUACCUAAUUAAUGUGCCAUUUCAUUUUAUUAUUGUCAUACAUACUAAUUGUCCAGUGUAGUUCCUUUGUGUAUCGCAAGUAUUAACAGGGUCAUAAUACGAUGUUAAAAGAACUGUUGAUUUACACUAACAUGUCCAUGUUGUAUUUUCUGCAUUGCGUGAACAACUUCAGAGCAUGGUACCCUCCAUAUACUUUUUGCCAGUUUUGUAUCUACAUACACAUUCCCGGUAUGCCAUUUUAUCAUAAGUUAUGUGAUGAUAAACUCCAGUUUCAAAUGUAUUGUCACCUUAGUAUGAAAAUCUUGUAUGUGCAUCAAAAGAAACUUAAAAUAUUUUUAGUCACUUUUACUGAAUGUCUUGUCAAUUUUUGCUAUGUAAUAAAGGCUGUUUCAUAGAUGCUGUA